Rotaria sordida is the source of this 333-nucleotide messenger RNA. The record is from the annotation of a GenBank genome assembly. Lineage: Eukaryota; Metazoa; Rotifera; Eurotatoria; Philodinida; Philodinidae.
AUGUUUACAGGACAACAUCCAUCGCAAGGCUUGCCAAUUGGAGGGAAGGGAGGACAUGGAGAAGUACCGUCAUCUGGAGCUGGUCUAGGUGAUGGGCCUGGUCUUGGAGGAGAAGGAGGUCGAGAUGGUGGUCCACCACAUUUGUGGUCUGCUACUUUGGAAGAAUCAGGGUGGUUUGGUCGAGGCGGAAGUGGUUUAAUCGAAUCGCCUGAACCAGUGCCUCCGUUAGUACAUUUUUUAGAACACCAGAGACAUGGUAAACAACAAACGCCAACAACCUUUGAAACGUCUACAGGACAGCAUCCUUCGGAAAGCUUGCCAAUUGAAGGAUAG